CCGGGUACGGUAGCAUGGCCAUAAAAAAUGGAACAACUGAAGAUUCAAGAACCAAUGAAGCCGCCACAUCAAGGAGUCUCGAGGUGGUGGCGGCAGGGAGCCCCGCCGUAAAUGAGAAGCAGGACUCCAACAAGAGCAAGGGAGAUGAGAAAGUGAACACGGUUCCAUUCCACAAGCUGUUCUCAUUUGCGGAUUCUACUGAUAUACUAUUGAUGGUUGUUGGGUCGAUAGGCGCAGUCGGGAAUGGCCUUUCUCUGCCCCUUAUGACCCAAUUGUUCGGAGAGCUGAUCGAUACGUUCGGCAACAACCAGGGUGACAGCGAUGUUGCAGAUCUUGUGUCCAAGAUAGCUCUGAAGUUUGUCUACCUGGCACUCGGGUGUGGAGCAGCAGCCUUUCUUCUGGUGUCUUGCUGGAUGGUCACCGGCGAGCGACAGGCUGCGAGAAUAAGGGGCCUGUAUUUGCAAACUAUAUUGAGACAAGAUGUCGCCUUCUUUGACAAAGAGACUAACACCGGAGAGGUCGUCGGGAGAAUGUCGGGCGACACAAUCCUCAUCCAGAAUGCCAUGGGUGAAAAGGUGGGGAAGUUCAUACAGCUUGCGUCGACAUUUGUCGGAGGUUUCGUGAUAGCAUUUACCAAGGGGUGGCUAUUGACCCUGGUCAUGCUAAUCAUGAUUCCUCUGCUAGUGAUUGCGGGUGGAGUUAGGUCCCUCAUCAUUUCAAAGGAGGCAUCUCGCGGGCAAAGUGCGUAUGCGAAGGCAGCAAAUGUUGUUGAACGGACUAUUGGUUCAAUCGGAAUGGUUGCAUCGUUUACCGGAGAGAAGCGAGCCAUUGCAAAUUACAGCAAAUCCCUUGUGGAUGCAUACAGAUCAGGUGUCCAUGAAGGUCUGGCGACUGGAUUAGGUCUUGGAUCAGUCAUGCUAAUCACCUUUGGCGGUUAUGCUUUGGCAAUAUGGUACGGCGCGAAGUUGAUAUUAGACAAGGGAUAUAAUGGGGGCACAGUGAUUAAUGUGAUCAUGGCAGUCUUGACUGGUUCUAUGUCUCUUGGGCAAGCUUCUCCAUGCGUGAGUGCAUUUGCUGAUGGUCAAGCUGCUGCAUAUAAGAUGUUCGAGAUCAUCCACAGGAAGCCGGAGAUUGAUUCUUUUGAUACCAAGGGAAAGAAACUAGACGACAUUCAUGGAGAUAUAGAGUUGAGGGAUGUUUAUUUCAGUUACCCAGCCAGGCCCAAUGAACAAAUAUUCAAUGGGUUCUCUCUUAGCAUCCCGAGGGGUACAACUGCCGCUUUGGUGGGUCAAAGUGGAAGCGGGAAGUCCACAGUGAUCAGUCUGAUAGAGAGGUUCUACGAUCCACAAGCCGGUGAAGUACUUAUUGAUGGGAUCAACCUUAAAGAGUUUCAGCUCAAAUGGAUCAGGAGCAAAAUCGGGCUUGUCAGCCAGGAGCCCGUGCUAUUCAUGUGCAGCAUCAAGGACAAUAUUGAAUAUGGAAAGGAAGGCGCCACACUUGAAGGGAUCAAAGCUGCUGCAGAACUUGCGAAUGCUGCCAAGUUCAUAGACAAGUUGCCGCAGGGCUUGGACACUAUGAUUGGUGAACAUGGGACUCAGUUUUCUGGUGGGCAGAAGCAAAGAGUAGCCAUAGCAAGAGCGAUUCUUAAAGAUCCUCGUAUUUUGCUCCUGGAUGAAGCCACAAGUGCACUUGACGUGGAAUCUGAGAGGAUAGUCCAAGAGGCCUUGGACAGGAUUAUGGGCAACCGGACAACUGUCAUUGUUGCCCACCGUAUGAGCACUGUUAGGAAUGCAGAUAUGAUCGCUGUUAUUCAUCGCGGAAAAAUGGUGGAGAAAGGUUCACACUCUGAACUGCUCAAAGAUCCAGAUGGUGCAUAUGCUCAACUAACACGCUUGCAGGAAGUGAGCAGAGAAUCUGAACAAGCGCUAGAUGCCCAAAACAGGUCAGAGAUCACUGAAUAUAACAGACAAUCCAGUCAGAGGAUGUCGUACGAACAAUCCAUUAGUCAGGGAUCACCUAUAGGAAAUAGCAGCAAUGACCAAAACAGGUCAGAGAUCACUGAAUAUAACAGACAGUCCAGUCAAAGGAUGUUCUACAAACAAUCCAUUAGGCGGGGAAAUAGCAGCAGCCACUCGCUCUCAGUCUCCUUUGGGACCGUGGCUGGACCACAAUCCCCUGCUCCUCCUGGGAGCACAGAAAAACCGCCAAAGGUCUCACUAUGCCGGCUUGCUCGUCUCAACAAACCAGAAGUUCCUGUCUUGCUAUUUGGAACUGUCGCUGCAGUUGCUAAUGGCUUGAUAUUUCCGAUUUUCGGCAUACUUAUAUCCAGUGUUAUCAAGACAUUCUAUGAACCACCGCAUGAACUUAGAAAGGAUUCUGAGUUUUGGGCAUUGAUGUUUCUGGUCCUUGGCAUUGCAUCAUUCGUGGCAUAUUCGGCUCCAGCAUACUUAUUCUCUGUCGCUGGCUGUAAGUUAAUCGAGAGAAUCAGACUAAUGUGUUUCGAAAAGUUGGUCCACAUGGAGGUUGGCUGGUUUGAUGAACCUGAUCACUCAAGCGGUGCCAUUGGGGCAAGGCUCUCGGCAGAUGCUGCAUUAGUGCGAGCCCUCGUUGGAGAUGCGUUAGUUCAGAUUGUUCAGAACAUUGCGUCGGCAGUUGCUGGUUUGGUCAUUGCUUUUGCUGCAAGCUGGCAACUAGCGCUGAUCAUCCUCAUCUUAAUCCCUCUAGUUGGUGUCAAUGGAUAUGUUCAAGUGAAGUUCAUGAGAGGAUUCAGUGCAGAUGCAAAGAUGAUGUACGAGGAAGCAAGCCAAGUAGCUAUUGACGCGGUUGGAAGUAUAAGGACCGUUGCUUCUUUCUGUGCCGAAGAGAAGAUGAUGCUUCUUUACAAGAAGAAAUGUGAAGGCCCCAGGAGGACAGGGAUUCGACAAGGACUGAUCAGCGGAAUUGGGUUCGGCAUGUCCAUCUUCCUGCUGUUCUGUGUGUAUGCAACAAGUUUCUAUGCAGGAGCUCGACUAGUUCAGAACGGCAAAACAACGUUUUCGGAUGUCUUCAGGGUUUUUUUCGCUCUGACCAUGGCAGCCAGUGCAAUUUCACAAUCAAGUUCCUUCACUUCCGAUUCCACCAAAGCGAAAGGGGCUGUUGCUUCCAUUUUCGCAAUAAUAGACCGCAAAUCCAAGAUAGACCCAAGUGAUGAGUCGGGGACAAAAUUAGACAAUGUGAAGGGAGAGAUUGAGCUUCGCCAUGUCAGCUUCAAAUAUCCCUCUAGGCCAGACAUUCAAAUAUUCCGUGAUCUCAGCCUGGCCAUUCACUCUGGAAAGACUGUUGCUUUGGUCGGAGAAAGCGGGAGUGGAAAAUCGACAGUGAUAGCGUUGCUGCAGCGCUUUUAUGAUCCUGAUUCCGGUCACAUUAUGCUCGACAGAGUGGAUAUUCAGCAGCUGCAACUCAAGUGGUUGAGGCAGCAAAUGGGUCUGGUCAGCCAAGAACCGGUUUUAUUCAACGAGACAAUUCGUGCCAACAUAGCUUAUGGAAAGGAUGGAGAUGCGACCGAGCAAGAAAUACUCGCCGCAUCAGAACUGGCAAACGCCCACAAGUUCGUUAGUGGACUGCAACAGGGAUAUGCUACUAUGGUUGGUGAAAGAGGGGUCCAGUUGUCAGGCGGUCAGAAGCAACGAGUGGCUAUUGCUCGCGCUUUAGUUAAAAGUCCUAAAAAUUUUCUGCUUGACGAGGCUACGAGUGCACUGGAUGCAGAAUCUGAGAAGGUGGUUCAAGACGCGUUGGACCGCGUCAUGGUGAACCAAACUACACUCGUGGUGGCUCAUAGGUUGUCCACAAUCAAGAACGCGGACGUGAUCGCGGUAAUUAAAGACGGAGUCAUCGUCGAGAAAGGAAGGCACGAAACUUUGAUCAACAUUAAGGAUGGUCUCUAUGCAUCCUUAGUUGCCCUACACACCGGUAGCAGUCCCACGUAGCUCAUUAGUCUUGAGUUUGUUGAAACUCUUAUACAAUUUGAUGUCAGAAAUGGA
Messenger RNA from Syzygium oleosum, 4019 nucleotides. RefSeq names its product ABC transporter B family member 21-like. The coding region runs from base 15 to 3965 and encodes 1316 amino acids. Gene Ontology annotation, biological process: transmembrane transport. Gene Ontology annotation, cellular component: membrane. The transcript is spliced from 12 exons. NCBI's taxonomy places the organism in Eukaryota, Viridiplantae, Streptophyta, Magnoliopsida, Myrtales, Myrtaceae. Gene Ontology annotation, molecular function: ABC-type transporter activity; ATP hydrolysis activity; ATP binding. The record is from RefSeq and is a predicted model, not a curated record.